Maudiozyma barnettii is the source of this 1341-nucleotide messenger RNA. It is a transcript of the gene HAP4, whose product is annotated as transcription factor HAP4. Gene Ontology annotation, biological process: regulation of DNA-templated transcription. Bases 1 to 1341 code for a protein of 446 amino acids. NCBI's taxonomy places the organism in Eukaryota, Fungi, Ascomycota, Saccharomycetes, Saccharomycetales, Saccharomycetaceae. The record is from RefSeq and is a predicted model, not a curated record. Gene Ontology annotation, cellular component: nucleus. The transcript has a single exon.
AUGCCUUCCGCUAUUACUCAAGCCAAUUUAAAACAACAGAAUUUUAAUAAUUCAUCAUCAUCAAGUAAUUCGAAACUACAUUUCACUCCAUUGAUUCCAAAGAGUUCGAUCUCAAAGAAGAAUAGUAAUGGUAGUUCGAAUGGUUCGCCCCACUUGGUCAUUAAGACUUCAAAACGUUGGAUCUUACCUCCAAGACCAAGACCUGGGAAGAGAAACGCUCCAACCGGUAGUGCAACUACUUCUUUGAAUUCAAAUUCUCAAACACAUACUUCCACUUCUCCUUCUACUUCUUUAACAUCUGCAUCUAACAACGAACAACAUCAACAACAGAAGAACACUUCUACCACUUUGCAUACAACUUCGAAAAAAGUUAAAUCGAUUAGCAUUCCAAAGAAAGAAUUAAAACAAUCGCAACAACAAAAACAUCAUCACCUUAAUGACAAGACUCUUACAUCGAAACAACAAAGAGGUGAGUUGAAUUAUUUAGCAUUUUUGAAUUUCGAAGAAAGUGAUGAAACCGAUAGAUCGACUUCUAAUGGUAGUGGUGAAACGUUAAUUCACGAUUCUAUCCCAACUACAAGAGUUACUAGAAAGAAUCUACCUCUAUUGAUGGUCUCUAACAGUAAUUCAAAAGAAGUGACACCAAUGACUUCUAAUGUGAAAACUCCAUCUCUUAUGACUUUAGCCAAACAUACUAAGAUGUCAGGUAAAGACGUUCCUCGUUCUCCAUUGGAUGUGUCACCAAGUGCUACUAUGGUUUCAACACCAAGUAGUACAUCAGCCGCUGAUCAAUUUCAAAGAAGAUUUUCUGCUCCAAUAAAAUCAUCUGCAGAUAAAAUCAAUAGAGUUGAUGAAAAUGCAUAUUUCCAAAAGAUGUAUGAUGAAAUGGAUAUUAUCCAAGAUGUUGACAUGGAUUUUGAAUUAUUUUCAAAUUCAUCUACUACUGUUAGUCCGGGUUCGACAAAUAAAGAAAUGUCAGCAACUACUGAUGACACAAACUUGACUUUAGACACUGAGGAUGAACUAUAUAACACCAUCUGGGAAUUCUUACCACGUUAUACAAACAAUAACAAAGCUGAACUAGUUAACAAGGAGACUGAAAAGGUCAAUGCUAACUACCUUUAUGUUGCCCCUUCAUUAGAAGAACUAAUGGAUGAACAAGACAAUUUCAUGAAUUUAUUUGAAGAAACGUCUAACAAUGUAUCAGCCAACAAUAACAUUUCCUCUACAUUUAACGAUAUUAAUGAUUUUACGUCAAAUAAUAAUAUGAAAAACUUUAUCACCAGUAAUGAUUUCGAUGAUGACCAUGAUUUCGAUAUCUUGAAAUCUGAAACUUUUUAG